CUAAAUAAACCCCUUUUCUCGAUCAAUUAAAAUUUAAAGUUUCAAACACCCAACAAAAUUUUUCAACUCUCUGUUUUUCCCUUCGCUUAAUUUUUUUUUUGUCUUUUCGGCAAUUUUUGAUAUUCAAAAUCAGACAAAUGGGGAUAUUGUACGGGAUUGUAGCUCGAGGGACGGUGGUACUGGCGGAGUAUACGGCAGCGUCUACAAACGCCGCCACGAUUGCGCGUCAAAUUCUGGAGAAAGCUCCCGGAAAUAACGACACCCAUGUGUCGUACUCUCAGGAUCGCUACAUUUUUCACCUUAAACGCACUGAUGGUCUUUCUGUUCUUUGUAUGGCCGACGAUUCCCUUGGCCGUAGAAUACCAUUUGCAUUUCUUGAAGACAUACAUCAAAGAUUUGUGAAGACUUAUGGACGUGCAGUACUAACAGCUCAAGCAUAUGCUAUGAACGAUGAAUUUUCAAGAGUUCUGAGCCAGCAAAUGGAAUAUUAUUCAAGUGACCCAAAUGCUGACAUAAUUAAUCGUUUAAGAGGUGAAAUGAGUCAGGUGAAAAAUGUAAUGAUUCAGAACAUUGAUAAAGUGCUAGAUAGAGGUGAUCGUUUGGAGCUACUGGUUGAUAAAACUGCCAACUUACAAGGAAACACAUCUCGCUUCAGAAAGCAAGCUCGCCGUUUUAGAAGCAAUGUCUGGUGGAAAAAUGUUAACUUUGUGGUUGUUCUGAUUUUCAUUCUCUUGAUCAUUUUAUAUGCUGUGCUUGCUUUCAUCUGCCAUGGACUUGCACUACCAAGCUGUCUGAAUUAAUGAUCGUGCUGGUUUGCUGCCGCGGCUCAGUGAAAGAUGAGAUCUCCUGGUUCCUUUCUCUUUGUGAUGUUUCAUACGUUGUAGUUGAUAAUCUGGUUUGCUGUAGAUUUACACGGUGUUAUGUGUACAGUGUUUUUGGUGUUUCUGUACAGUAGUAUAGAACUCUUUGUAGCUUUGGAUCUUAAAUUCUAAAUCGAUGAAGAAAUAAAUGUCCUUUUUAUUUUCUGAAAA
Spinacia oleracea (spinach) is the source of this 1031-nucleotide messenger RNA. Its product is annotated as vesicle-associated membrane protein 711. The record is from RefSeq and is a predicted model, not a curated record. The transcript has 4 exons. Bases 138 to 800 code for a protein of 220 amino acids. Gene Ontology annotation, biological process: vesicle-mediated transport. Gene Ontology annotation, cellular component: membrane. Lineage: Eukaryota; Viridiplantae; Streptophyta; Magnoliopsida; Caryophyllales; Amaranthaceae.